Molecule: messenger RNA, 813 nt
Organism: Dentiscutata erythropus
Lineage: Eukaryota; Fungi; Glomeromycota; Glomeromycetes; Diversisporales; Gigasporaceae
Source: the annotation of a GenBank genome assembly
AUGGAUUAUAGCGAAUAUAUUCCGGGUCACUUACCUUUAAUUAUUUCAGUUCCUCAUGGUGGUCGAAUAUUUCCUCCUGAAAUACCUGAUAGAAAAAAAAACCAUCCAAGUGUUGUAAAAUCUAAUGAUCUUAAUACUCAAGCAAUUGGUAGAGAGCUUGCUGAUAAAAUAAAAUUAUAUUUUAAAGGAAUGAGACCUUAUUUAGUCAUUAAUCAUCUUGGGAGAAGUAAAAUUGAUGUUAAUAGACCGAUAAAGGAAGGUGUCGAAGGGAAAGAUACAUUGGUUGCUUGGAAUGAUUAUCAUAAUUUUAUGCAAACCGCUAUUAAAGAUGUUGAAAUAAAUUUUGGUCAUGGACUUUUAAUCGAUAUUCAUGGUCAUAGUCAUCCUGAACAUUUUGUUGAGAUAGGUUAUGUCCUUUCGGCUGAAACUCUUUCAUUCCCAACCUCACAAAUCAAUAAACCUGAGAUUUAUUCUGGAUCAAGUAUUCGUGCUCUAUAUACUAGAAAAUCGAGUAACAUCCGAUUUUCUGACUUACUUUACGGUAAAACUACUUCACUCGGUGGUCGUUUACAAUCCCAUGGUUAUGAGACUGUUCCAUCACAUAUUCAUCAACACCCACUUAACGACGAAAAAUAUUUUCAUGGUGGUUAUUGUGUACGAAAAUAUGGUUCACAGCAUGGUGAACAUGUUAUUGAUGCUAUACAAAUUGAAUUACCAAGAACUUUACGAGUUGGGAAUAAGGAAAAGCGAAGCAAUUUUAUAUUAGCAUUAUCAGAAAGCAUUGCUUGGUUUUUAAAAGAGUAUUACGGAUAA